AUGACUCUUGGAGAUUUGAGUAAGCUGAAUCAUUGUCAAGGGAAUCUACACAUACGUGACAUUGGAAACGAACACUAUGCGGUUGAAGCCAAGAAUGCACAGCUUAUGUCUCUACAAAACCUGGUUUCUUUGGAGCUAAAUUUCUCGCGGAGCAGCAAAUCACAUAGAAAAAAAGAAGUGUCGCGAGCUUUACUGUCAGCCCUGAAGCCACCUCCAGGCUUGAAAUCCCUUGAAAUCAGAGAAUACAUUGGUGCAACCAUUCCGAAUUGGUUAGUUACUCUAGUCAAUUUGACAAGGCUCGUCCUGAAAGAUUUCCAUGAAUGUAAAGCCUUACCACCUUGUGGAAAACUACCCUCUCUUAAAGUCCUCCAUAUAGAAGCCAUGGGAAAUCUAGAAAUAGUCGGACCAGAGUUUUUCGGAGUGGAAUUUUCAGGCAGUAAUCACACAACGGAGGUGGAACGCUUCUCCAAGUCAUUUCCGAAGCUGGAAGAACUUUGUUUUCGGGACUUGGCCAAAUGGGAAGAGUGGUCAGGUUUCAGUUACUCAAGUUCGAUGAGCUUAUCAUCAGACUUCUCAUACUCAACACCAGAGUACUUGUCUUACUCGACGGCCUCCCCUGACCCUGAGUUGUUGACCUACACAAAGGCCUCACCAGAGUUAUUCUAUACACCCUCACCAGAGUUCAAAUACUCAACGACCUCAUCAUCCGACCUCACAUACUCAACGACCAUAAUGCCAUCUCUUGUCUCCAUGGAAAUUUCCAACUGUCACAAGCUAGCUACUGUUCCAAACUUCAUAACAAAUGUUGGAGUUUUGACCAUUGAAAAUUGUCCAAUACUCGAGCAACGUUUACAAAAACUACGUGAGGAAGUGGAGUGGAUCAGAAUCUCUCAUAUCCCAAAUACUCGGGGACUGCAACAACGUCUAACUACCCAUAAUUGA
Molecule: messenger RNA, 942 nt
Organism: Humulus lupulus (European hop)
Lineage: Eukaryota; Viridiplantae; Streptophyta; Magnoliopsida; Rosales; Cannabaceae
Product: putative disease resistance protein RGA3
Exons: 1
Coding region: 1-942 (313 amino acids)
Source: RefSeq, a predicted model, not a curated record